This is a messenger RNA of Pseudozyma hubeiensis SY62, 2304 nucleotides long. RefSeq names its product DASH complex subunit ask1. Lineage: Eukaryota; Fungi; Basidiomycota; Ustilaginomycetes; Ustilaginales; Ustilaginaceae. Gene Ontology annotation, biological process: attachment of spindle microtubules to kinetochore. Gene Ontology annotation, cellular component: mitotic spindle pole body; DASH complex; mitotic spindle. The record is from RefSeq and is a predicted model, not a curated record. The transcript has a single exon. Bases 1 to 2304 code for a protein of 767 amino acids.
AUGUCGCUGCAUCCACGCCAGUCGCUACAUCCUGCGGCCAUGGGGCACAAUGCAGCUAUGCCAACACAACAGCAAUCGGUCACGGAGCAGAUCAUGCAGCUCGAUCAGGCCAUCACAUUGACCCUUCAAGAGAUUGACCAAAACUUUGCGACUGCGCAUCAGAUUGUCACGUCGCGCAUCCUUCCGGCAGUCAAAGAAUACGGCGUUGCUAGUGCGCGCGUAUGGCAAGGCGCCAAAUUCUGGAAGACGUUCUACGAAGUGUCGGCCAACGUCUCGCUUACAGCCCACGUUCAGAACGAAGGCGAGUUCGACGCCAACUCGCAGGGCGGCGACGUCACCCAGAGUGGCAACGACUCGCGCGAGAAUGCCACCUUCACUAGCGACGACGAUGGAAGAAGUCCACGAUCCGAGACGGGCUCCAUCAUCUACAACGAGAUGGACGCGUCCAUCGUCUCAGGAGAUGGCGACGACGAUCUCCACGACGCCGCAGACGAAAGCGUCGAACAAGCGCCCGCGGAUCGUGCACGCGCAGCAUCGCCUCCUCGCUUCAGCAACGCAUCCAUGGCGGCCGCCGCACGACGAGAGGCUGCGCAGCGUAAGCAGCAGAAGCCGCGCGAUCGCGAAGACCAAGAAAACAUGUUCGACCCCGCCGAGUCGCCGUUCGAGCGUCUGCGUCGCGACAUCACCACCGGCCUCGGAAGGGGCACGUCCGACCCGAGCAUGGAUCAAAGCAGCUUCGUUUCCUCGGGCAAGGUCAAGCCGUCCUUUGGCACGGCAAAUACCGAGCGCGACCGUGCUGCUCUGGCACAAGGUAUCGAAAACCUCGGCUCUACGCACACCGGCCGGGGCGGACGCUCCAUCGACCCUGACAGCUCCAACGCGUCGUCGGUACACGAUCUUCCGCAGUUCAAGUCUUCGGCCACCUCGGCUGGCCGCAUGAAGACAUCAUCGACACCCAAGAAAGGCGCGCUGCUCAACAAGGUGCUCGACUCGGAGCAUAAGCGGAACAAGGGCCGUCUGAGCUACACCAAGAUCCAGGCCACCCCUCGAAGCUCGCAGUCCAAAUCGAACCCGUUCGCCCCGCCAAGCGUGCGCAUGUGGGACGGAAUCGUUGAUUUGCGCAAGACACCGCUCACGUCCAAGAUCAAGGGCACCAAAUCGUCCAAGACAUCUUCGAGCAGCAAGCGAGGCGGAGCUUCCAAGAAGGAUGCACAGGGCGAAGAAGAUGGCGAGUGGGAUUCGGACUCGUCAGACAAGGACUCGCUCGGAUGGCCUGCUGGCAUGUCGCCUCCCGUGACAAUGCAAUUCUCGGUACCGCAGAGCCGGUAUGCGCAGACACCCGCCAAAGAAGCGGCUAAGAUGAUGGUGGACGAUCUGCUUCGCAGUGUCGGCGCCUCGAGCCCUGCAGCUAGGGCAUGGCCGAAAAGCGCCAGCAAAAACAGAGCUGUUCAGGCAGCGGCAGAGCACGCGGCGAGCUCUCGCAAGCAGCCGGUAGCUACGCCGCUCAGGAUGGGACGCAAAGAGGCCAAGCAGCGCGAUCGUCAGAGCGGUGCGGGACGGCGACGAAACUCGAUCCCUACACCACCGACGCUCACCAAGCGUGGUCCGAGUCUGUCACAGGAAGAUACACCAAACAGCAGCAAUGCGCCAUCUGCCAACGCCAGCUCGGCUGCCAUGUUGAUGGAUGCGGACGAGGGCCUCGAGCUCAAUGCCGCCGAUGCACCGGGGCUCUCCUCGUCCGAGGUGCAGCACCGCUUUGGUGGUCUCAAUCUCAAAACGGCUGGCGUGCUUCCACUCGACGACGACGAUGAUGAAGAUGACGACGACGACGAGUCCUCCGACAGCGAGUCGGAUGACGGCGGCGACGAUGUCGCAGGGUCGAUGCUCUCUUCUGCAGCCAAGUACUCCGUGUCGAGCAACAGCCGCAACGGUGGAGGGGGAAGCCAGAACGACAACUCUGGCUGGACCAGCUCGACCGUCUCGUCAUUCAACCAGCCCAAGCAGGCGGGCCGCAGCAUCGAGGACGACACGCUCUUCGGUGUUCGUAGCAACGCCGCACCGCGCGCCGCCGAGACGCAAAGCACUCGCGGGGCGUCGCACGCCGGUGUCUCGAGCGGUCAGAGCAGGGCAACGGCAGCCAAGGGCGACGACGCGCGUGGCGAGGAAUCGUUCAAGGUGUGGGGCCACGUGGAUGAGAUGGGCACCGUUCAUGGCGGUCGACCGUUGGUGGACCGCGACGACACCUACAGCGCACCCAGCCCGACUCCGUUCAACAUGAACCCGGGCGCCCCGGCGCGUAGAUAG